AUGAAGAGCAACCUUCUCUCCUCACUUUCACUCCCACUUCUUGUAAUAAUCCUCCUCAAUUACAUUGCAACUGAGUCUCAGGCUCUAUCACUGGCAACAGCAGGUGACAGAAACAUUACUGCAAUCCUUGAAAAAGCUGGUCCAUUUAGCAACCUAAUCCGGCUACUCAAGGCCACCCAAAUGGAUGACAGGAUCAACACACAGCUCAACAAGUCAAACCAGGGUUUGACAAUAUUUGCACCCUCCGAUGACGGCUUUUCUGGCCUUGCAACUGGCACUCUAAACUCCCUGACAUACCAGCAGCAGGUCCAGCUGGCACAGUUCCACGUACUCACCUCAUACAUCUCUUCCACACAGUUCCAAACUGCGACCAAUCCUCUUCACACGGAGGCUGGUGAUAGUACUGAUGGGCAGUUUCCCUUGAAUAUCACCACAUCCAAUGGUCAAGUAAACCUUACUUCAGGGGUUGUUAACGCCACAGUGGGUAACUCUGUGUACACUGAUGGCCACCUUGCUGUGUACCAAGUGGACCAUGUGCUGCUUCCACAGCAGAUUUUUGCUGUUGCAGCCCCUGCCCCAGCCCCUGCUCCUGUUCCUGCUCUGGCUCCUGCACCAUCCAAAAGUAACCCUUCAGUUGAAGCUUCUGGUGCAGUGCCUUUGGGCUGGAAUUCAAUCAUUUGGUUUGGAGGUGCACUGCUUGCAGCAUUUUCCAUGUGGUGA
Messenger RNA from Malania oleifera, 720 nucleotides. RefSeq names its product fasciclin-like arabinogalactan protein 12. The record is from RefSeq and is a predicted model, not a curated record. NCBI's taxonomy places the organism in Eukaryota, Viridiplantae, Streptophyta, Magnoliopsida, Santalales, Ximeniaceae. Bases 1 to 720 code for a protein of 239 amino acids. The transcript has 2 exons.